Messenger RNA from Thermochaetoides thermophila DSM 1495, 1290 nucleotides. RefSeq names its product putative transcription factor. The record is from RefSeq and is a predicted model, not a curated record. The coding region runs from base 1 to 1290 and encodes 429 amino acids. Lineage: Eukaryota; Fungi; Ascomycota; Sordariomycetes; Sordariales; Chaetomiaceae. Gene Ontology annotation, cellular component: transcription factor TFIIH holo complex; transcription factor TFIIH core complex. Gene Ontology annotation, biological process: nucleotide-excision repair; regulation of DNA-templated transcription. The transcript has a single exon.
AUGAGCGCCCAGGACGCCGUCGACGCCUCGGAGCACUACGAGGUGUGGAACACGGACGACAUCCCGUCGCUGCGCACCAUCAUCAUCGACACGAACCCCCGCGCCUGGGCCGCCCUCGCCGACGUGCUGCCACUGUCCAAGGCUAUUGCCAACAUUCUCAUUUUUGUCAACGCCCACUUAGCCUUCAGUAAUUCAAAUCAGGUCGCCAUCAUCGCGUCACAUACCAACCGCGCCGUCUGGCUGUACCCUCAGCCCCCCGAGCCGCUGCCGUCCGGUUCGUCGUCCCACGAUGCCGCUGCUCGCAAGAGCGCCACCAUCGGCAAGUACCCCCAGUUCGCCCAGAUCGAGAAGUCCCUGCUGUCAUCCAUCCGCGCUCUCAUGGACGACACAACCCCCUCCGACCUCGAUACCACCACGACCCAGAUCUCCGGGGCCUUGACUCUCGCCCUCGCUCACAUUAACAAGACUGCCCUCUCCCUGACCGCCUCCAACACCGCUGCUGCGGCUGUCGCAACGGGGCAUUCUCUCACAGCUGGCAGUGCAGCCAGCGUAGCCGCCAAAGCAGCCAGCACCUCGACCAGCGCCGGCCUGGCCGGCCUACACGCGCGCAUCCUCAUCAUUUCAGUCAGCGACAGCUCCGCAGCGCAGUACAUCCCCACGAUGAACGCCGUCUUCGCCGCAGCUCACGCCCGCAUCGCCAUUGACACGCUCGCACUCCGCGGAAGCGCUACGUUUCUCGAGCAGGCAAGUUUCAUCACGCGCGGCACCUUCAUCCGCGCCGCUGAGCCUCGUGGCUUGCUGCAGUACCUCAUGUUCGGCUUUGGCAGCGGUAGUGCGCCAUCGAACCCUGCUGCAGCGGCCGCUGCCGCGGAGAAGUCGACAAUUGGGGGUCCCAAGCCAUCAGGUGCCGCUGCUGCCCAGCCUGCUGCUGGCACAACGAAGCCUGGUGCAGCUGGCAAGCUACCCCCCGGGGCGGCAGUCACGGAUCUGUUGAUGACUCCCAGCGCCGAGGCAGUCGACUUCCGGGCAGCCUGCUUCUGUCACCGGAAUGUGGUUGAUACAGGGUUUGUGUGUUCUGUGUGUCUCAGCAUUUUUUGUGAGGUGCCUCCGGGGGGCGAAUGCAUGACAUGCGGGACGAAACUGGCGUUGGGGGAUUACGGAAAGAUGCCGGCUGCUGCAGUGGAGGCUGUUGCUAAGCUGAUUCAAGCUAAGGCUGGGGCAGAAAACGGGGCGACGUCGCCUUCGGCGAGGAAGGAGAAACGGAAGGCUGGGACUAAUGGGGAGAUCUAG